Molecule: messenger RNA, 1901 nt
Organism: Oldenlandia corymbosa var. corymbosa
Lineage: Eukaryota; Viridiplantae; Streptophyta; Magnoliopsida; Gentianales; Rubiaceae
Source: the annotation of a GenBank genome assembly
CAAAACCUCGCCUACAAAAAACCCUUCUCCUUCCUCAUUUCCCUAAUCACACCUUUCGGCUCCCGUGAAACCUCAGAAGAUCUUCUCUUUCAUAUCGCCGUUGAUUUCGUUUCAUCGCUACAAUGGCGCUUCCGAAUCAGCAAACCGUUGAUUAUCCAAGCUUCAAGCUUGUUAUCGUUGGUGAUGGUGGAACCGGUAAAACUACUUUUGUGAAGAGGCACAUCACCGGUGAAUUCGAGAAGAAAUAUGAACCAACUAUUGGAGUUGAAGUUCAUCCAUUGGACUUCUUCACCAACUGUGGGAAGAUCCGGUUCUACUGCUGGGACACUGCUGGACAGGAGAAGUUUGGUGGGCUUAGGGAUGGAUACUAUAUUCACGGUCAAUGUGCUAUCAUUAUGUUCGAUGUGACUGCUCGUUUGACAUACAAGAAUGUUCCUACCUGGCAUCGUGAUCUUUGCCGUGUCUGCGAGAAUAUUCCAAUUGUUCUUUGCGGGAACAAGGUAGAUGUGAAGAACCGACAAGUCAAGGCCAAGCAAGUUACUUUCCAUCGCAAGAAGAACCUGCAGUACUAUGAGAUAUCUGCCAAGAGCAAUUACAACUUUGAGAAGCCCUUCCUGUAUCUUGCUAGGAAGCUUGCUGGGUAAGUACCUCAAAUUGAAACUUGUACUAUCCAUCCUCAUCGGGCAUGAUGCUAGUUUGUUAAUAAUGUGCACGAAUCUCAUAUCUUUUCUUUUUCUCUUUUAGUGAUCCCAACUUGCAUUUUGUGGAGAUGCCUGCCCUUGCUCCACCGGAGGUGCAGAUCGACCAUGCUGUACAGCAACAGUAAGUGUCACUAUUUUUGUCUUUGAACAUAUGUACCCGCAGUUCACAAUUUCAUUCUUUCUUAGUUUUUGUGCUCAUUGUGCCACAUUGUUGUAACCUGUCAGGCAUGAAGCUGAGAUUGCUGCAGCUGCCAAUCAGCCCCUUCCUGAUGACGAUGAUGAUGCAUUUGAUUAAGCUUGUGAAGAGCAGUGGUUUUUUGUCACCCUGCAAUUUAUGAUGCUUCUAUAGGAUUUAUGGUCACAUUUCUGGCCUGUAUCGAUUUUCAGAAUUUUGUCUUUGUUAGAAGGGAUGUUGAGGGAUUUCCUCAAGUGAUGUAGAAGUUUCUGAACAACUGUCUUGAUUUGUGAGAAUUAUGGUUUUUUAAACUUUUCAGCAUGGAGGGGUGAUGAUGCCUGCUAUUUCUAUCAUUUGUAUUGACAGCAAUAUGUAGGAUUGAAUUCUCUCUAUGGUUAAGCUGCUUGAAUGAAUCUUAAAGGUUUCACUCCUUUCUGGGAGAUUAUCAUAAUUUAUGUUCAGUGUGUUUUAUUUUGAUCAGCGUUCACCAACAAAAUCUCCUGUGUAUAAACCCAAUUUUUGCUUAAUUUAGAUGAACAAAUUUAUUCUAUGGCUUCUUUGUUCUCUUAGCAGCAGGUUAAAACUAUUGGAAUACUGUUAUCAACUUAACUACACGGCUGCUAACUAUAAGAAAUGCUGGAAUCAAGUUUACAAUGCUGUUAGCUAUAAGAAUUAAGUAAAUUCAAAUGGUCGUGACUGUAGGAACUUCUGUUGGCUUGGGAAAUCGGGUGCCGGAGAUUGGAAGGGGAAGUGGACAGCCAGUAUGUCGUCCAGUUGUUUUGGAAGAAUGGUUUUGGAAGAAGACAGACCUUCGUUCCACGAAUGAGAGCCUUAUUAGGGCCAUUAGGGAGCUUGUACAUAAAGAACCUUGUUAAGGCCAUUAGAGAGCUUUUGUAUAGACUGUAGAAAUUAGCCAUGUACAUAAAGAAUGUAAUUAUUCGACUGACUUUUCAACGAUUUUGGCAUAUCCCUGUAGAAUCCUUGAAUAAGGUUUUUGACUUGAUACAAUGAAAUACUCCUUUUUU